AAGUUGAGAAAUACACUAAGACUCGAGGAAUCUUGCUUGCGGUAGCAGAGAAAAAUGCUCAAACAAUUUCCUAGCAUAGAUGACGACCGAAAACCCUUACAGGAAAAAGACGCUUGCGACGUUGGUGGUAUGAGUCCUCACUUGUACAACCUUUACUUCACAGGUUUAGUAAGAGAUGACUCGUUGGCUGUAUUUGAGGUUGCAAUUUGCUGGCAGAAAGAUAAUCUCUUGCUUCAGCUGAAUGGACCAAUUCAUGGCUCGAACAUUACUAUUUUGGAGGCUGAGCUUACGACAUUGAAGCUAGGACUCACUCGUAUCUCAAUCUACUGUGAUUACUAUCCAAUCUACCAUUUUACCAAAGGGUUGACUUACUUCGCAGUGGAGAAAAACAUGUUCUCUAGUUUCCAGGAAAUAAUCAGAGGAUACAAUUUGUCUCAAUUUGGAGACCCCGAUUUGCAAGCCUUACUCUUGUUGGACGCCGAUCCAGGUGCAUAAGUUACAUCAUGAAAGCAUGCCUGGGAAUGGCUCACAUUGAGAACAAUCUGUAUUUCUUAUACAAACACUUCAGAACGAAUCAAUGUACAAUCUUAUGAGUUAGAUCUCCUAAGCUCCCUCAUCACAGUCACAUGUAUACAAUGUUUGUGACACACAAAUAAACAGUUUCAUUAAAA
This is a messenger RNA of Arabidopsis arenosa, 671 nucleotides long. Lineage: Eukaryota; Viridiplantae; Streptophyta; Magnoliopsida; Brassicales; Brassicaceae. The record is from the annotation of a GenBank genome assembly.